CAAGGAUGGCAGCAGCGGGCAGCAGUGUAUCUCAGCUGCAGCAGUACACCAAGAUCAUCUCGGUGUUGGACAACUCUUGGGACAACCUCAUCCCCACCCGCAACUCUCAGCAAGAUCAAUGGACACCUGAGUGGCUAAGGCAGCAGAUUCUGCAGGAGGACUUCCGCAGACGCCAUGUUGUGAUGCACCCUCUCACGCACUGGGUGAUUGAUUCGGGUUGCACCAGUCACAUGACGCCACGGGCAGAUUUGCUUGAUGAGGUAAAACCCCCUGGGAAGAUCAAGUAUGUGGCAGCAGCGUCAGGUGCUUUGCUCCCUGUGAUUGGUGUUGGAAAUGCCAAGGUUAAGGGAGCUAAUGGGGGGCUUGUGGGGCUUGGGAAUGUUCUGCUAGUUGAAGGUUUGUCUGCUAACCUUCUCUCUGUGCGACGACUGCAGAAGAGCAAGGCCGAAGUGACCUGCAUCAAGGACCUGUGGCAGCUGCCCAUCAUCCCUUGGAAUGGGAAGACUCCAACAGCAGCAACGGCAGCAGCGACAAAGGCAACAGCAGGAGGAGAUGCAACUGCACCAACUGAUGGGGUCCUGGAAGUAGUCAAGAAAGUGCAGCAGCAGCAGACACAUGGCGAGGUGCUUGCUGGUGUGGAUGCAAGUGCGGCAUGGGCUAAGGCUUCAUCAAGGAGUGGUGAGGCCGAUUGGGAGACAUGGCAUGAGAGGCUGUGUCAUGUGAACUUCCCUAUGCUGCAGAAGUUGUGUGGGUUUACCCUUUGAAGAGCAAGGGGGAGGUGGCAGCGGUUGUCCUUAAGGAGUGGAUGCCUAGAGCUCAGAAGGAAUGCGGACACAAGGUGAAGGUGAUCCGCAGUGACAAUGGUGGGGAGUUCAUUGGAGCCGAUUUUGAGGGGGAGUUGAAGAGGAAGGGGAUCCGGCAUCAACUGACAGUGCCCUACAACCCACAGCAGAAUGGCGUGGCUGAGAGGUUCAACAGGACCCUGCAGGAGGGGGCACGCACUCUCCUUGGGCGUGCAGGGCUGCCUGAUCCGUUUUGGGUGUCUGCACGGAGGCAGGUCGCCCUUGUGAAGAAUAG
Molecule: messenger RNA, 1077 nt
Organism: Closterium sp. NIES-67
Lineage: Eukaryota; Viridiplantae; Streptophyta; Zygnematophyceae; Desmidiales; Closteriaceae
Source: the annotation of a GenBank genome assembly